AUGUUUAUCGCUGAUCUGCGAAAGGACUUCUAUCAGCAGCUCGCCGGAAAACGCAUUCUAGUGCUGGUCAACUAUGAUCUCGAUGCGAUCUGCGCCAGCAAGAUACUGCAAACAUUGUUCCGUUGCGAUAAUGUGCUCUACUCGGUUGUGCCGGUCAUGGGCCUGUCGGCCAUGAAACGGGCAUUCAACGAACACAGGGGAGAUGUGAGGUAUGUCCUAAUGGUAAAUUGCGGCGGUUGUAUCGACAUCGUGGACGUGCUUCAACCGGAACAGGAUGUCGUCUUCUUCAUCUGUGAUUCCCAUCGACCCUAUGAUGUGUGUAAUGUGUAUAGCGAUGGGCAGGUUCGCAUUCUGGGAGAAAUGAACAAAAAUGAAAAUAUACCUGCCUUUGAGGACAUUUUUCAAGACUCCGAUGACGAAAGUGGCGACGAGGAGGAUGUUGCCGGAAGCGAUAGCGAUGACGAAACAGCUCCUGACGGAAGAAAUAAAGAUCGUAUCCAGCGUAUCGAACAGCGCCUGUUGCGUCGCCGUGAGCGAAAAGCCUGGCAGGAACGGCGGUUAACACUCAUGUUUGAAUAUGCACAGUACGCCUAUUAUGGCCCUAGUUCUGCGCUCGGAAUCUUCGAACUAGCCUGGCGCUUGUCCAAAGACUCUAUCGAUCUACUCUGGUGGGCGAUCGUAGGUGUGACGGAGCAAAAACUGCUGGGCAAGGUGGAGAGCUCAUCGUACACGCUGCUUAUUGAAAAGAUCCAAUCGCACGUUUCGCGGCUUACAAACAAGGCCAGCGACCAGGCCAUCCAGACGUCGGUCAAAAUUGUUUUCGAAAGCGAUCUUCAGCUGGCCUUAUUUCGACAUUGGAGCGUGCUAGAUUCGCUUCGCUAUUCUUACUAUCCCGCUUGCCGGUUAAAGCUGUGGACGUACAAGGGUGAGAAGCAAAUGAAUGAACUGUUAGUCGAUAUGGGACUGCCAUUGGUCCAGGCAAAGCAAACCUUCAAUGCAAUGGAUCUCGUGCUUCGGAAAGAAUUCUACGAGAAGGUUGAAAAAUUCGCUGAAAAGUACAAUAUGGCUGACGUUACAUACGGCUCGUUUAUGUUACAGUACGGCUAUCGGAAUAGAUACUCCGCUGCUGAUUACGUCUAUUCGAUGAUGGCUACCCUAGAAUCUGUCCGUCAGGAUCGCCUACCAGAGGCGUGUUUUCUCCAGUCGAUGGACGCCCUAUCGCGUAAUAAAAAACCGAUCCUCGACGAUGGAAUAGAGCUGUGCAAAACGCUACUGAUGACUAUUUUUAAACAAGUCCAAAGCUCACUGGAGCUACAUCAGAUUCGAUCUGCUGGACCCUUUUUGUAUCUCGUACUGCAGGACGAAGUACCUUUCUUCAGCUGCCCCUACGGUUUGUUACUCUUGGCGCGCUUCUUGUUACGCGCACACGUGGCUGUUUCGAGAAAUCGCAGAGCACAAGAACUGCCGCUCAUUGUGGUCUCACCUAUUGAUCUGCCGCGAGGGAUCUCCUUGCUUGCCGGCGUGGCCCCCGUUUGCGAAGAUAGUCGACAUUUCUUCGCCAAAGCCUUUGAAGAGGCGGGAAAUCGAAGUGGUGCCGUAUUUUCACAAGAUUUCUUCGAAACAGCCGUUAUACAGAUCCAGCAAUCGGAUUGUACGAAAUUUCUUGAUGCACUCACCGUCAUGUUAAGCUGA
Messenger RNA from Anopheles nili, 1692 nucleotides. It is a transcript of the gene Cdc45, whose product is annotated as cell division control protein 45 homolog. Gene Ontology annotation, cellular component: DNA replication preinitiation complex. Lineage: Eukaryota; Metazoa; Arthropoda; Insecta; Diptera; Culicidae. The record is from RefSeq and is a predicted model, not a curated record. The transcript is spliced from 2 exons. Bases 1 to 1692 code for a protein of 563 amino acids. Gene Ontology annotation, molecular function: DNA replication origin binding; chromatin binding; single-stranded DNA binding. Gene Ontology annotation, biological process: mitotic DNA replication preinitiation complex assembly; double-strand break repair via break-induced replication; DNA replication initiation.